AUGUCUCUUAACAAGCUCUCAGAAGUGGAAGCAUUUCGAGCGCAGGUCCUUCUGGAGGAAGCAUUGAGAAAGCUGAGCUUCCUCACCAGCAUCUCGUCGAGCGCGUCGGUACACGGCGACGAGCUGACACAGUUCAUGGGCGACGAAAUCUCGCGCAUCAUUCAGGAGCAGAGAGACUUGGAGCGAAAGUACGAGGAGAGAAUUGCAGCACGUGGCCAACUCAAGGGCCUUUGCAACAAGGCGAAGUUCAUGGAGACGCAGAGAGAAAUCCAAGAAGUCGCCCACAAGCUCAAGGAAAGCAACAAGAGUCUCUGCAGAAAUCUCAAAGAGAAUCCAAACGUGCAGGGCAAUCUCAUCAAGAUGCAGCAGGAGAGGUGGCAGGUGACUGAGUGGCUCGAGGAGACGAAGAAGGAACUUGGGGAGAUGUCUUUCGCCAUCCUUGUCUCCAAGGUCGAGCAAGAGCGAAGGGAGCAAGAGCGGCUCAGCGAGGUCAAGCGGAAGGAGCAGAAGAACUCGCAGGCCGUGAAGGAUUUGGAGGAUGACCUUCAGCGAGAAAGGUCCGACCAUGAGAAGGAGACAAAGAUUGCAAACCAGGAAAUCAAAGAGCUGAAGGAAGAGCUGCAGAAGAACAAGACUAUCAGCGACAUCGAGUACAAGUUCGAGGAAAAGAAGCUAAGCGCUCGCGAGAAGGCACUACUGCGGAUACACGAUCAAAUGUUGCAAAAGCUUGAGAAGGAAGAAGAGAGGCUGAAACAAGCACAAGAUAUGGAGACGCAAGUGCACGAGCGCGCUCAUGCCUUCUUGGACCAGCGGAUCAAGCACCUCUAUGACGAAAACAUCGCCUGGACCAAGGACCACGAGAAGGAGGUGGACAACCGCACCGUGGAGCUGGACAUGCUCAAGGAGCGCCGCGCGGCCGCCCACCAGGAGCUGGCCGAGCUUGAGGAACGUCGUGGACUGGAGGCGGACAGCUACAAGGAGAAGGAGAACGAGAUGCGCAAUGCCGUUCUCGUCGAGAAGCAGCGUCGUGAACAGUAUCAGCGAAUGGCAGAGGCCGUGCUCUUCCUGCAAGAGGAGGGCCGCAACUACAUGGCUCGGCUGGAUGCCCGCAGAGCGGCCAUGAAGGGCAAGCAAGAAGAAGUGAGAGUUGAAGUUCGCCUGAGCCGGGUCCGGGUCUUCUGCCAUGACAGCCAGUACUGGAGGUGGAGCCCGUCUUUCACUACCGCCGCCAUCUCGCGGCAACAGGGUGCGGACUUAGCAGAGGCCGCAAUCAUCGCUGCGAUUAACUCACCGAGCAUCGAGCAGCUGGAGCAGGUCCUGCGGGCCAGCAAGGGAAUUGAGUUCCAGGACUACAAGUACGUUCACGAAGCGCGAGCAUUGCUGCUGCGCUUGCGGGAAGUCAAGAACGACCUGGCGGAUGCAAUGAAAGCUCGAUUUCCGGAGCAGCUCAGAGAGGCUCUGCAAGCUGCGAUUGAUGCAAAGCUUCAAGGCAUUGAUAAAGCUCGAAGCCUCCUCGACAAGCUGGACCUCGUCGUGGAACGCCUGGACACGGCAAAGGGCCUCACCCCUCUGAAAGCUGCAAUCGAGGCAGCUGAGACGGCAAGGUUACCGGAGGAGAUCAUCGUCGUGGGCAGGGAGCGCCUCAUCCGCCGAGAGGCAGCCCAGCAAGGGCUCGAGGAGGCCAUCGAAGCUGCACGCGUCCCGGAUCUCUUGGAGGCUCUCAAAGCCGCGGAAGGCAUGGAUCUCCCAGCAGAGCCCGAAGCACGGGAAAGAGUCGAGCUGCUGGGGCAGACGCAGGGGGCGCUUCAGAAAGCCAUGAGCACGAAGGUCAUUCCCGACCUGUCUGCGGCUCUCACACUAGCUAGCAAAGCCGGUUUGAAGGAGCAUCAGAUGAUCCACGAGGCUCGCUCCUUGCUCUCCAAGUUGAUGAAUCGACGAGAGAAUGUGAAGAAGGAGCUCGAGAAAGCUGUCAAAUUUCGACAUCCUGUGAAGUUGAAGAUGACCAUCAUGUCCGCCCGCCUGGCGCAAGUCAGCCUGAAGCGGAUCCUUGAUGCCGAGCUUCUGGAAGCGAUGGCGGACGCUGCUGGCAUCGAGGAACGCGAGAAGACCCUUGCAGAUGCAGUCGCCUACAGCAUCCCAGCAGAGUUGCUGAAAAGAUUUGAAAUUGAACUGGAAGAGCUGAAGGCCCUGCACGACGCCAUCCGUCACGGAGACCCCGAGGUCUUGCGGGAGUGUAUCGAGAAGUGCGAAGACCUCGGCAUCAAAGUCGUGGAGCUUCUCGAGGCCAGAGUCCUUUAUCGGGAUUGGGAGGCGGCCUGCCGGAAGAUUGAUGUAGAGGCAUCUGUGCAGCGUGUGGAGCCGCUUCGAGCGGCAAUAAAGGCGGCCAAGGAUCUUGGUGUGAACGCGCUGGUGCUGGCUCGUGGGAACGAGCUGCUCAGACAUCUCGAGAAGCGCAUCCGAAUGGAACAGGAGCUUGGUGAAGCCUUGAAGGUCCGCAAGCUUGAAAUCAUUGCUUCGGCCGUGAGAGCUGCUGGCGAUGCCGGUGCUCACGACCAUUCGCUCGUGACCAGAUCCCAUGACAUGCUGGAGGUACUGCAGACAAAGCGAGACAAGCUGCAAGCUGCUUCAGAGCGCGCGGAAUUGCACCUCAUGCAUGAGACGCUGAACACGGUGGUCCAGUCACCUGCACUCCCCGACAGCGAGACAUCCAGAGCGUUUCUCAAGCUGCGGGCUUUGCGCAAGAAGGAGCAGAUUCAGAUCGUGAGCAGACUGAAGCUGGCUCAGGAGAUCCUCCGUCUGAGUCUGCUGAUUGCGGUAACAAAUGCUGAAACGUGA
Molecule: messenger RNA, 2835 nt
Organism: Symbiodinium necroappetens
Lineage: Eukaryota; Dinophyceae; Suessiales; Symbiodiniaceae
Source: the annotation of a GenBank genome assembly